This is a messenger RNA of Hipposideros armiger (great roundleaf bat), 993 nucleotides long. It is a transcript of the gene ERICH4, whose product is annotated as glutamate rich 4. The record is from RefSeq and is a predicted model, not a curated record. Bases 18 to 422 code for a protein of 134 amino acids. Lineage: Eukaryota; Metazoa; Chordata; Mammalia; Chiroptera; Hipposideridae. The transcript is spliced from 2 exons.
GCCACUGCUCAAAGAUUAUGGAGCUGUGGAGACAGCUGAGGCAGGCUGGACUGGUGCCCCCAGGGCUGGGCCCACCUCCCAGGGCCCUGAGGGGAGUCCCCCCAGCAGGGAGAGCUGACCAGACCCUCAUGUCCCCAGGGGCAGACACUAAAGGUGCCAGGGAGAGUCUGCUGUGGAUCUGGGAGGAGCUGGGGAACCUCCGCAGAAUGGAUGUCCAGCUGCUGGGCCAGCUGUGCAGCCUGGGGCUGGAGAUGGGGGCGCUGCAGGAGGAACUGGUCACUUUCCUGGAAGAGGAGGAGGAGCAGAUCAUUGAGGAAGAGAAGGAGGAUGAAGAGCCAAAGGGAAAACAGGAGGAAGGACACCUGGGGGACUCCUGCCCACCCUCAUGCCUCGGCCUCCCAGACUUUGAGAUGACUAUCUGAGGCCCUGCCAGUGUACUUCCUAUUGGCACAUGAAUGAGAUGCAAAUUUAUGCAACAGGGGGAUUUACAGGUCAGAUCUACCUGCAAAUGUUGAUUUGGAAUCUACACGUGUCCCUGAGCAAGUGCUUUCUCUGAAGUUGUCUGCAAGGAGGUUCAGGGCUUGGCCUGUGAGCUGUGGGCAUGCUUGAAGAUGACGUGGAAAGUUUGCAGAGAAAUGAGGUGUGUGUGCAGGUGAGCUGCAGGAGUGUUGCAGGGGAGGUGUGGGUCUUUUCAAAUAGAAUGGAGGUACUUGCAGAUGAGAUUUUAGGUUAAGACCAUCCAAGGCACUGAGCACUUGAAAUCGACUAACUAGCCAUAAUUGAGGUGCACUGUAAGUGUAACAUACACGCUGAAUGCUGAAUUUCAAAGGCUUAGUAUAAUAACAAGAAUACAAGACAUUUCAAUAAUCUUUAAAAAAUUAAUUGCAUAUUGAAAUAAUCUUUUUAGUAUAUUGGGAUACAUAAAAAUAUUACUAAAAUUAAUUUUACUUGUUUAUUUAAGAUUUUUUUUAUUGUGGUAAAAUAUACCUAAUA